AUGACAACGGUUGGUUCUGUUAAAAACUUUACUCAUGUAGUAGAGUACAAAAUUUAUAGCAAAGUCACGAUGAAGAUAACAAAAAAUUUGCUGAAAACAGAAGAAAAACAAAGUAGUUUGAAUUCACUGGAAGCUUGUGAAACUCAGAAAUUUUUUCCUUUUCCUGAUUCAAUUCUUUUGAAUCAGAGCGUGUAA
This is a messenger RNA of Clunio marinus, 195 nucleotides long. The record is from the annotation of a GenBank genome assembly. Lineage: Eukaryota; Metazoa; Arthropoda; Insecta; Diptera; Chironomidae.